CUGUACCGGCGCUCAGGGGCGGUGCUGCACCUUACUGAGCGCGUCGUGUUUGGUCGGACAGCCACCGUUGACGUUCCUGUCGGCCGUUGGACAGUCAGCCUGCAGCGGCUGAUCCGAGCAGCAGUCGUCGUGGUUCCUCCACUUAGCCCGCUAGCUGUAUAUUCUUCUCUCAAGACGUAGGCUCGUCCAGGAACAUAACAGGGUCCUUUUUGUGAGCACCACUUUUUUCUCCCUCCUCCCUUUUCCUGGUUUUUGUUUUGUUUUUGUUUAAUAUUUUUAGUUAGUUUUUUAUUUAUUUUCUGGUGCGGAGAGAACAACUUUGCUGUCACAGAGCUGCAACCAGUUGUUUUGAUGGUCUGGGGUCAGUCUGCACCCACUGACGGACAUAAGCCUUGUGGGUCUCACAGAACACAGGAGGAAACAUGAGCACAGCCAAGUCCAGCGGGAUCAAAGGUCCCAGCAAGAUAGCCAGGCCUGGGACCGGAGCACCCAAGACCAACCCCAGUACAGCUAAAGCUGCUGCGGCCGACAAAUCAGCUGCAAGUGCCAGUGGAGGAGAUGGACAGAGCGCCGGGGAGGACUUCCAGGUCGGGGAGAGAGUAUGGGUGAACGGGAAUAAGCCAGGCUACAUACAGUUUUUGGGAGAGGCACAGUUUGCCCCUGGACAGUGGGCAGGGAUUGUUCUAGAUGAGCCGAUUGGGAAGAAUGAUGGCUCAGUGGCAGGUGUGCGCUACUUUCAGUGCGAAGCCCUGCGAGGAAUAUUUACUCGCCCAUCCAAGUUGUCUCGCACAGAAGGGGAGGCCAAUGGAACUCAAACGGCACCGCCAUCCCGCGCUUCCUCACCCACCCCUUCAGUUAGUAGCGUGGCCUCCCAUACUCCCGCCAAAAAAUCAACGUUACCCUCAACUACCACAGCCAAGAAGGCUUCGUCCACUACACCAGCUACACCAGCUACACCAACUACACCAGUGACACCAUCUUCCAACCUCGCACGCACAAACAGUGAAUCUGUGUCCAACCUCUCAGAGACCGGAUCAGUCAAAAAAGGGGAAAGGGAACUGAAAAUGGGUGACCGUGUACUGGUUGGUGGUACAAAGGCAGGAGUGGUACGUUUCCUCGGAGAAACAGAUUUCGCCAAAGGCGAGUGGUGUGGUGUGGAACUUGAUGAGCCCUUAGGAAAGAAUGAUGGGGCAGUGGCAGGCACAAGAUAUUUUCAGUGUCAACCCAAGUAUGGAUUAUUUGCUCCAGUGCACAAAGUCACACGAAUUGGCUUCCCUUCCACCACACCAGCCAAAGCAAAGACAACGGUUCGGAAAGUAGUUGCUACACCAUCAGGGCUGAAGCGAAGCCCCAGUGCCUCCUCCAUCAGUACCAUGAGCUCUGUGGCCUCCUCUGUCAGCGCCAAGCCUAGCCGCACAGGCCUGCUAACAGAGACAUCAUCACGGUAUAAUCGUAAGAUUUCAGGCACCACAGCCCUGCAGGAAGCGCUGAAGGAGAAGCAACAGCACAUUGAGCAACUUAUGGCAGAGAGGGACAUGGAGAAAGCUGAGGUUGCCAAGGCUACUAGCCAUGCUGGAGAUAUGCAGCAAGAAAUUACCCUGCUCAGGGAUGACCAGGAGCAGAUGGAGUCUAAGAUGGAUCAGUUACGUGCCUUGGUAGAAGCUGCAGACAAAGAUAAAGUAGAGCUGCUGAAUCAACUUGAGGAGGAGCGUAGGAAGGUGGAGGACCUUCAGUUCCGUGUAGAAGAAGCUUGUAUUACCAAAGGAGACCUGGAGACGCAGACCAGACUGGAGCAUGUCCACAUUAAGGAGCUUGAACAGAGCCUGCUCUUUGAAAAGACCAAAGCUGAGAAACUCCAAAGAGAGUUAGAAGACACUAGGGUUGCUACUGUGUCAGAAAGAUCCCGAAUUAUGGAGCUUGAGAAGGACCUUUCCCUGCGAACCAGAGAGGUAGCUGACCUGCAGCUACGUCUUGGGACCCAGCAGGGUUCUGAGGACUCAAACUCUAAUCUGUCCCCCCUUCUGGAAGAGAUAAACUCUCUGAGGGAUCAGUUGGCUUCCCAAGACACUAAGCAACAAGAAGAGCUGGUGAAAUACAAGGAAAAGCUGGAGACUCAAGAGAAGACCCACAGUGAGGCAGUUGCCCAGCUUCAGGCCUCAUCCAUUAGGCUCUCCGGUGAUAACGAGCAGCUGCAGAUGCGCUUAAGCCAGGCUGAGAAAGAGAACACUGAAACUAUUGAACAGUGGCGUUCCAAGUUGGAGUCUGCCAUUUUCUCUCAUCGGCAAGCCAUGGAGGAGCUGAAGCUGUCCUUCAGUCAGGGCGCAGGUGAGCAGGCAACAGAGCUUGUAGAAACCAAAAGUGCACUCGAGAGGCUGAAGUUGGAUCACCAGUUGGCUCUAGAGGAGGCCGGUGCCAAACAUGAAUCUGACACUAAAGCUUGGAUUCAGGAAACGCAGGCACUGAAGGCACAAUUUUCUUCUUUGACUGACGACAAGGAGCGACUGGAGGAGUCACUACGGUCCAGUGUUGAAAGAGCUGAGGAGCAACAUCUUGUGGAGAUGGAGGAUGUCCUCGGAAAGCUUCAUGCUGCUGAAAUGAUGGUUAAAGAGCUUGAGGAGAAACAAGCAACGUUGGCACAACAGGCCCAAGACAAGGAUGAAAAAACCAAAGAGCAGAUGGUAGAACUGGUGGCUCUGCGCAGCCAAGUGGCACAAAGUAACCAGGAGUUUGUGACCCUGAAGACUCAGUUAGAGGAGGUUCAGAGCCAUGAAAACUCACAGGGUACCGAGGUUGGUGAAUUGAACUCUCUGUUGGAGGGUCAACAGCAAGAAGUCGUCUCCCUACAGCAGAGUUUGACCACUGUAAAGCAGGAGAAGGAUUCCCUUGAGCAGGAGCUUGGAGGCCUGAAACAAAAGUUGUCCGAAAGCACAGAGGAGCAGACUAAAUCAGGAAAAACAAUGCAAGAAACUCUUGAGAAGCUCAGUAAGAAGGAAGAGCAGUGCACAUCGCUGACCACAGAAUCAGAGUCUCUUAGAAGUCAGCUUAAUGGGCUGGAGAGGAAGCUGAAGGCUGCAGAUGAAAAGCUUGAACAGCUUGCAAAUGACAAAAGCAAGUUGGAAAAUGAUAUUUCAGACAUGAUGAAGGCAUCUGGUGAUAGUUCAGUGCAGCUUACCAAAAUGAAUGAAGACCUCAUGCAGAAAGCAAGGAGGCUUGAGGAGCUCCAGAGUCACCUUGCAGAGGAGAAGGAGAAGGUGGCGGACUUGAACGAAAAACUUCAACAGGAUACAUCCCGCAAGAACCAGGAGCUGAAAGAGACCAGAGAUACACAUCAGUCUCAAAUAAGUAGCCUUCAGGAGAAGAUCGCUGCCUUGGAGAAGACUGUGCAAAAGGGUGAGACUCUGACUGAGGAACUGAAGACCUCACAGGAGAAAGCUCUCUCCCAGGCCUCAGAGCUUCAUGGGAAGGAACUUGAGGUGCUGCAGGGUCAGGUUGACAAGUUUAAGCAGGAACUGUCGGCCUCCAAGGACAAAACCCAGGAGCUGCAGAAGCAGGUGUCUGAGCUGCAGCCAUACAAGGAACAGGUUCAGUGUCUUUCUGCUGAGCUUGACUCCUACAAGCAUGAGGUUGAACAUUUGUCCAAAAAACUGGAAAAGCAAAAUAUAGAUCUGGAGCACAUGUGUAAGGAAAGUGAGGAUAUUAAAGCUGAGAAAUGCAAACUGGAGAAACAGCUCUCAGAUGUGCAGAGCAAGCUUUUUGCUCUUGAGACAAGUCACAAGGAGCUUUUAGUCCAGAAUGAAGAACUGCUAGUAACCAGAGAUAAGCUUUCAAAACAUCAAGAGGAACUACUCACCAAAAACAAGCAUUCAGGUGAAGAAAAAACCUCAUUGAACAAGGAGCUGGAGAAGCUUAAAACGGAUCUUCAGGAUGUGCAGAAUGAAAACAAAAACCUGAAGCAUGCUAAAGGCGAACACAAGGCCCAAAUUGAGGAGCUUCAGAGACAUAAUGCAGAGCAGAAUGACAUGCUUCUCAAGCACAAGCAGGACAUCCAGCAGAUUGAGGCUAAAAAGAAGCAACUACUCAAGGAUUAUGAAAAUUCCUGCAUAGAAAAGAACAGGCUUGAAGAGGACCUCAAUGAAAGCAAGUCUAAGCUCACAUGUGAGAAGGACAAUUUAAUUUUAGAGAGAGACGCUGCAAGAAAUGCCAAAAAGUCUCUUGAUGCAAAAAAUGCUGAGUUGCAGGCCAAACUUAAAUCGUUGAACUUGGAGAAAGAAGAUCUCACGAUGAAGAAUACCCAGCUGCAGACCCUCACAGAGACGUUAACUAAAGACCAGGCUGAAAUGUCCUCUGAAAUCAAUGCUGCCAUCUCGGAUAAAAAGAGCCUUGAGACAGUGAAGGAGGAGCUCCAGAAUAAGCUCAGUGUCACCAAGAAAGACUUGGAGAGUUCAGUCCGUGAAUGUGAAGAACUUAAAGCCUCAAAACUGAGCCUGGCCAAGAUGCUGGACGAGUUCAAGACGAGCAAUCAGGUGACUGAUUCUGAGAGGCUUCACCUUCUGCAGGAGAAAGAUGACUUACUCGCGAAUCAAAGAAAGGUCUGUAAUGAGAAAGAGGAGCUCAUCAAAGAAAUAGAAGAAUUAAAGGAGAAGCUUAAAGUCUCAACAGAACAGCUGUCUCAGUCCAAUGAGAAACUAAAAGACAUGUUGUCAUCUUUUGAGCAAGAGAAGCAAGCUUUUCGGCAGCAGAGUUCUGAAACUGAGAUGGCUCUCCAUGCUAUACGAAAAGAAAAGAUGAGUCUGGAAUCGGCACUAGAACAGCAGAGGAUGGAUUAUGAGCGUUUGGUGGGGGAGAAGGGAGAGUUAGAAGAUAAGCACACGAAAGCCACUUCUGAGAAAAAUGCUCUUUCUCUUGAGCGAGAUAAGCUAGCUAGCGAUAUCCGAACAACUAAAGACCAGUUGGACAGUUACUCCAGAUCUAAUGCCGACCUUAUUCAAGAGAAGUCUAAUUUAACAGCAAUUCUAGAGGAAACAAAAAGCCAGAAAGACGUAGUUGAAGCCGAGAUGAACUCUUUAAAACGAGAAAAGGCUGAUCUACAAAAUGAACUGCAAAAGCAUAACUCUGAUAUUAAAAUUCUUGAAAAAGGAAAGAGUGAGCUUGUUCAAGAGCAAAGUAAACUAAACAUGGAUUUUGAGAAAGCUAAUUUAGAACUUGUUCAACAGGUAGAUAAACUUACAAAAGAUAGUCAGCGUUUGCAAUCAUUGCAGGCUGAAUCUGACAAAAACAUGCAGUACUUGCAGACAGAGAAUAAGAAGCUGCUUCAGGAGCUCCAGAACUUAAAAUGCCAGAGUGAGUCAGUGUUGGAGGCCAAGGUCCUUCUUCAGAGCCAGCUACAGGCUGAGUCUAGUGAAAUGAAUAAAGUUAUUUCUGACAAGGACGUUCUCUCCAAGCAAAUUGAAGAUCUGCAAAACACAUUGUCCAAACUUAAACAAGAAAAUGAGGAGAUUUCUUCGAACCUCAAGAAUGCCGAUGAGAAAAACAAGUCUUUUGUGGUAAAUAUGGACGCACUUGGCGCACAAUUGAAGCAGCGAGAGCAAGAAACCAGUCGGCUGUCCGAAGAUAAAGAACAACUAUUAUCUAAACUUGAGGAGAUGGGCAAACAAAUGACCGUCCUGACCACAGAGAAGGACGAUCUUUUAGCUGGACAGGGUAAAUUAGAACAAGACGUUUCUUCUCUCAACACUGGCCGAGAAAAUUGGCUCGCAGAGAAGUCGAACCUCCUUGGAGAUUUAGAGAAGUUAAAGGCUAGCCAGCAACAACUAGAGGUUGAUGUGAAGACCCUAAAAACUGAUAAAGAACAUUUGGAAAAGCAGUACAAGAGUGCUGUCGCAGAGGUAUCAGCUUCUGCCGUCGUGAAAGAAGAGAUUUCCUCCAGCGUCUCACAGUUAACAGCUCAGAAGGGUGCCCUGCAGGUGGAGAGAGAUGAAGCUACCCAGCGAGUCAGGCAGCUCGAGUCCCAACUAAACAAAGCUAUUUCUAAGCAGCUUGAGGCUUCAGAGGCUUCAGGCAAGACUGCUGAAGUUCUCGAGCAGCUGACAAAAGAGAAAUCCAGUUUGCUGCAGGAGAAAACUGAAGCCCAGGCUCUGCUGGAGGAGCUGCGGCAUUCCAAGCAGGAGAUGGAGACACAGCUCGACGCAUUGAAAAAAGAGAAUUCCCAGCACCAAGAUGAUCUGAAUGUAUCCAAAGAGCAGCUUUGCACAGAAACUGAGAGGACCAAGAGUCUGUGUCAGGAAAUUGAGAAGCUUAAAGAAGCAGUUUCUGUGAAGUCGCAGUCGCUGCAGAAGAUGCAGGAUGAGAACAACAAGCUGACCCAGGACCUCGACAGCAAACACAAAGGCCAGAGUGAUCUUGUGAAGAUCAAGGAUGAGCGCUCAAAACUCAAAAAACAGUUGGAAGAGUUGAAGCAAAGUGAGAGCACCUUGAAGGAGCAGUUGGACAAGGAGAAGGCCGCCCUCCAACAGUCCAUCCAUAAAAACAGUGCCUUAAUCUCAGAGAAGGACCAGGAGGUGGAAAACAUGAGGAGUGAGCUGACUGCACUGCGUGAGAAAAAUGCCUCAGCUAUGACAUUGCAGGGUACAAUUCAGGCCUUGGAGCAGGACAAGGCUCAUCUACAGGAGCGUCUUCAGAAACUGGAGAAGGACCAUGCUGCAGGGCCUGACGCCAUCAGCAAGUCCUUAGGUGAUGCAGUUUUGGACCAACUAAGAGAGGAUAAGGAGACUGCAGAGAGUCAGAUCGAGUUCCUGAAUUCAGUCAUUGUUGACCUUCAGAGGAAGAAUGAGGAACUCAAGGACAAAUUGGAGAAAAUGGCAGCUGCCGCUCUCAACGGGAAUAAUCCAGGCGAGCUGGAUAACUACGAUAGUCUCGACAAGGAGCCCUCGAAGAAGAAGGCUCCCCCAAGGCUGUUCUGCGACAUCUGCGACUGCUUCGACCUCCACGACACAGAGGACUGUCCCACACAAAUGCAGAUGCCCGACUCCCCCCCACACACCACCUACCACGGCAGUAAGGGCGAAGAGCGGCCCUACUGCGACAUCUGCGAGGUCUUUGGCCACUGGACCGAUUCCUGUAAUGACGACCAGACCUUUUGAAGCCUUUCCAACCCUCUCGUUCACACAAUCACUGUAUUUGCACAUCAUGUCAGAUGACGCUGUGCUUUUUGGGGUUUCUGUUUGUAUGUGUGCAUUUUGUGUGCUCGUUUUGUUUCAAGCGUCUUUAUCGUCCAUGCCAGCCCUUAAGCGCUCUUAUAGGAGGAUGUUCUCCUCAGAAUUUCUCUCCAAAAUAUUCAGACAUCCAGAGGAAGAAUAAAAAGUUUGUAUUUGUAAGUGACUUCGCAGGAAAUGUGUGAUAUCCUGGGUUUGUGUGUAUGAGAAAAUACUGUAGGUGGACGUAUCAUCAGUCUUCUUCAGAUCAUUUAAUUUAUCAAUAUCAUAACAUUGUUUGCACAGCUUGUCGAGGAGGGUUACAAAGAUAAUAUAGUAUCAUAAAAGGUGUUUAUUUGAAACUGUAAAUUACUUGAUUGAAAAACAAAUGUCAGUUUGCGCAAAAAAUUGGUGAGCUAUAGUUUAUUUUUUUAUGCCUGGAAAUACUAUGUACUCUUUAACGGUUUGAUAGUAUGUGUGUAAUUUUGUGAAGGGUAAUCGCAGGGGAGAGAUUUGCCCACUCUUGCCUGGAGUGGAGCACUGAAACCUUGUGCUGUUUGGCUUUAAUGGGAACUUUUUUAUGGCCUUCAUGGUGGGAUUGCUGGAUAAAAGGUAAGAAAGAAGCAGUUAAACGUAAAGCACUUCACACUUACUGUAAGCCCUCAGUUCCAGUGAAAUGGCCUUUCCAGAAAGUUUCUUUGAAAUUACGUAAUCAUUUCUGUAUGAAACAACGAAAUACUUAGGCAUUUCAAAUGUUUUGAAUAUCUGUAUAAAAUAAAUGAAAUUUAUGUAUAAAUAUCAAA
Messenger RNA from Scomber scombrus (Atlantic mackerel), 7993 nucleotides. It is a transcript of the gene clip1a, whose product is annotated as CAP-GLY domain containing linker protein 1a. Gene Ontology annotation, molecular function: microtubule plus-end binding. Gene Ontology annotation, cellular component: nucleus; microtubule plus-end; cytoplasm. The coding region runs from base 423 to 7139 and encodes 2238 amino acids. Gene Ontology annotation, biological process: positive regulation of microtubule polymerization; cytoplasmic microtubule organization. The transcript is spliced from 26 exons. NCBI's taxonomy places the organism in Eukaryota, Metazoa, Chordata, Actinopteri, Scombriformes, Scombridae. The record is from RefSeq and is a predicted model, not a curated record.